Molecule: messenger RNA, 983 nt
Organism: Acomys russatus (golden spiny mouse)
Lineage: Eukaryota; Metazoa; Chordata; Mammalia; Rodentia; Muridae
Gene: Ccdc127
Product: coiled-coil domain containing 127
Exons: 3
Coding region: 130-912 (260 amino acids)
Source: RefSeq, a predicted model, not a curated record
UCUGCGUACUACGCCCCUCCGGCUCCUGUGAGUGGUGGUGCGCGUGCGCACUGCAAAGACGGGGGUGGCAGUGCCUUUGAGGUAGGGUGCCCGCUUCGCUGAUGGGCUCCGCUCCAAGGGGAUAGCUCCAUGAAUAACUUAAACGACCCCCCAAAUUGGAACAUCCAGCCCAAUCCCAGGGCUGAUGGGGGUGAUGGAAGCAAGUGGAAUUAUGCCCUAUUGGUGCCAAUGCUGGGAUUGGCAGCAUUUCGUUGGAUUUGGUCUAGAGAAUCCCAGAAGGAGAUACAAAAGGCAAGAGAAGCUUAUCUUCAUAGGACAGCUGCUUUCCAACAGGAUCUUGAGGCGAAAUACCGUGCUGUGAUCUCAGAGCACCGGCGUGCCCUGGCUCAGCUGUCUCUGGAACUGGAAAAAGAGCAAAACAGAACAACUAGUUUUCGAGAAGCACUUAUCUCUCAAGGGCGUAAGUUGGCAGAAGAAAAGAAGCUUCUUGAACAGGAACGGGCUCAGAUAAUGCAAGAAAAAAGACAGCUGCAGCCUCUGAGAAGUGUCUAUCUGAACUGCCUGGAAGAAGAGCAUGCCUGGCAGAGGAGAGCUCAGCUUGUGCUGAAGGAGGUGGGAGAGGCUCUUGAGGAACGCCAGAACAUCUACUGUAGCCUGGUUCUGCCCCGUAGCACACGGCUGAAGCUGGAGAAGAGCUUACUGGUGCGUGCGUCUGCUGAUCCAGUGGCUGCUGACCUAGAGAUGGCAGCUGGCUUAUCUGACAUAUUUAGGCAUGAUAAGCAUUGUGGAGAUGUCUGGAACACCAACAAACGCCAAAAUGGGAAGCUCAUGUGGAUGUAUCUCAAAUAUUGGGAACUGCUUGUUGAACUUAAAAAAUUUAAGAAAGUUGAGAAGGUCAUACUAGAAAAAUAAGAAUGAAAUGAAACCAAGGCCAGAAUGGGUCACUUACCAUUACAGUCUGUUAUUUUGGGAUCUCUGAUAUU